CGACAUUCGAAGGAGACCUGAGAAGAGGUACAAGCUACACCGGAAGAGCAGCACCAUCGCGUUGCUAAUGCUCUUGAUAUCUUUCCAUGGUCGGUCCAUCGAGCUUACGGUAAUGGCUAUGGCUCUUCAACUCUGUCCUCAUCAAUCCUUCUCUUCCCAGACCAUCCUGCAUACAACCCAGAGAAGCCCACCUCUCCAGACCUCCAAACAUACUCAAAAACCCCUUAAGUUACGAUCUCUCAAAGAGAUAUGCAAGGAUGGAAACCUUAGGGAAGCCUUUCUCUCUUUCAAUAACCUCUUCACUUUCCAAAACCCACCUCAAGUCCUUGCGGAUGAAGCCUAUUCAUCCACUUUAGAUCUUUGUGCCCGCAAAGAAGCAUUGGCACAGGGUCAACAAAUCCAUUCGCAUAUCCUGACAUCGGGUUUCACCUCCGACAUUGUGUUCUUAAGCACCAAGCUUGUGUUUAUGUAUGGCAAAUGUGGCUCUUUGAUCGAUGCUCGGAGAUUGUUUGAUCAAAUGACUCAAAGGACAAUUUUCACCUGGAAUGCGAUGAUUGGUUCUUAUGUUUCGAAUGGGGAACCCAAUGAGGCACUGAAAUUGUUCCAAGAUAUGCAGGUACAGGGAGUUGCUGUCGAUGCCUGCACUUUUCCUACUGUACUGAAAGCGUCUGCAGCACUGAAAGAUCCUAACUUUGGGACUGGAAUUCAUGGUCUUGCGGUCAAAUCUGGAUUUGGAUCAUUUGUUUUUGUUGUCAAUUCCCUCGUAGCUAUGUAUGCAAAGUGUGGUGAUGUCAGACAAUCAAGACAGUUAUUUGACAGAAUGGUGGACAGAGGGGAUGUUGUGACCUGGAAUUCAAUCAUUUCUGCUUAUUCGUUGCAAGGACAGCCUCUAGAGGCGCUGAAGCUUUUCCGAGAAAUGCAGAUGGCUGGUGUUUCAAUGAACUCAUACACAGUUGUUGGUGCUCUUCAAGCUUGUGGGGAGCCUUCCUUUGCAAAACUGGGCAUGGAGAUCCACAAUGCUCUACUGAAAUCAGGUCAGAAUCUCCAUGUUUAUGAGGCCAAUGCAUUGCUUGUUAUGUAUGCGAGAUGUGGUAAAAUGGAUGAAGCUGUACGUGUGUUCCAACAGAUGGAUGAUAGGGAUGACAUAUCAUGGAAUUCCAUGCUUUCAGGUUUCGUUCAAAAUGGGCUUUAUGAUAAAGCAAUUGAAUUUUUCCAUGAAAUGCAGGAUGCAGAUCAGAAACCGUGCCAGGUUUCAAUGAUAAACAUUGUUUCAGCAUCAGGUCGGUUGGGAACUUUAUUGAAUGGGAUGGAGUGUCAUGCAUAUGCCAUAAAACAUGGAUUAGAUUCUGAUCUACAAGUUGGUAACACACUUGUAGACAUGUAUGCCAAAUGCUGUUGUGUAAUUUAUAUGGGACGUGCCUUUGACAAAAUGCCUGACAAAGAUUAUAUUUCAUGGACUACUGCGAUUGCUGGCUAUGCUCAGAACUGUUGUUAUUUGGAGGCAUUACGAUUGUUUCGAGAAGCACAAGUGGAGAGAAUGCAAGUAGAUGCAUUGAUGAUUGGAAGCAUCCUCCUUCCAUGCGGUGGCUUGAGGUGCAUUUCGUAUGUAAAACAAAUUCAUAAUUAUGUUAUGAGACAAGGUCUGUUCGAUCUCGUGCUGGAGAACACAAUUAUUGAUGUAUAUGGCGAGUGUGGAGAGAUUGAAUAUGCAUCUCGAAUUUUUAAAAGAAUAGAGAAUAAAGAUGUUGUCUCUUGGACGAGCAUGAUAUCCUGUUACAUUCACAAUGGUCUCUCCAAUGAGGCCCUUGAUCUUUUCUAUGACAUGGUAGAUGCUGGGAUUGCACCUGAUUCAAUAUCAUUUGUUAGUAUACUCUCAGCUGCUGCAAGUUUAUCUGCACUGAGUAAAGGAAAAGAGAUUCAUGGGUUCAUGUUAAGGAAUGGAUUUACGUUGGAAGGAUCUAUUGCAAGUUCUCUUGUGGAUAUGUACGCAAAGUGUGGGACCAUAGACUACUCAUACAAUAUAUUUAACAGGAUUACACAUAAAGACCUGGUUCUAUGGACUAGUAUGAUCAAUGCAAGUGGAAUGCAUGGCCAUGGAAGAGAAGCCAUAGGAUUGUUUACGAAGUUGAAGGAAACAGAUCUUAUACCGGAUCAUAUUACCUUCCUUGCACUUCUUUAUGCCUGUAGUCAUUCAGGAUUAAUUGAUGAAGGGAAGAGGUAUCUUGAAAUUAUGAGAAGGGAAUAUCAGCUGGAGCCAUGGCCAGAGCACUAUGCAUGUGUAGUCGAUCUUCUUGGGCGUGCCAAUUGCUUGGAUGAGGCAUACAGGUUUGUGAAGAGUAUGCCCAUUGAGCCAACAGCUGCAGUGUGGUGUUCUCUUCUUGGAGCUUGCCGGGUUCACUCUGAUAAUGAACUGGGAGAAAUUGCAGCACAAAAGCUUCUAGAGUUGGAGCCUGAAAAUCCAGGGAACUAUGUUCUUGUUUCAAAUGUCUUUGCGGCCACGCAAAAAUGGAAGGAUGUCGAUGGAGUGAGAACAAGAAUGAAGGUAAUGGGAUUGAGGAAGAAUCCUGCAUGUAGUUGGAUAGAGGUUGGAAAUAAGGUGCAUGCUUUCACUGCAAGGGACAGAUCUCACCCACAGAUUGAGGAAAUUUACAUGAAUUUGGCCGAGAUCACCAAGAGAUUGGAAAGAGAAGGAGGCUAUUUGCCUGAAACAAAAUAUGUUUUGCAUGAUGUGGGGGAAGAAGAAAAGGUUAAUAUGCUUUAUGGGCAUAGUGAGAGGCUUGCAAUUGCUUUUGGUCUGAUUAGCACCCGUGAGGGUACACCCAUUCGAAUCACAAAGAACCUUCGGGUCUGUGGUGAUUGUCAUGUCUUCACAAAGCUCAUAUCAAGGUUCUUUAAGCGAGAAAUUGUUGUGAGGGAUGCCAACAGAUUCCAUCAUUUUCAAGGUGGAGUAUGUUCUUGUGGAGAUUUCUGGUGACUAGUGAACCCACUUCUCAAAUGCUUCAGACUA
Telopea speciosissima is the source of this 3007-nucleotide messenger RNA. Its product is annotated as pentatricopeptide repeat-containing protein At3g63370, chloroplastic. Bases 68 to 2974 code for a protein of 968 amino acids. Gene Ontology annotation, biological process: RNA modification. Lineage: Eukaryota; Viridiplantae; Streptophyta; Magnoliopsida; Proteales; Proteaceae. The transcript has a single exon. The record is from RefSeq and is a predicted model, not a curated record. Gene Ontology annotation, molecular function: zinc ion binding; protein binding; RNA binding.